AUGUGCAACUGUGAAGGUCCUCCACUCCGGCCGGGGAAGCCGCGACCACUGCCAUCAACCGAUCCACUGCCCAUAUAUCUUGACUACAAUGCCACUACCCCAUUGUGUGAUGAGGCUUGGGAGGCUAUGCUGCGCCUGCGCAGUGUGUGGGGUAACCCCAGUUCCUCACACCCGUACGGUAUGGCGGCAAAAUUUGCCCUGGAGGAGGCACGGAAAAAGGUUUCUGAUGCCAUACACGCUAAAAUGCCUGAGAAUAUCCUUUUUACCUCAGGUGGGACAGAGGCAAACAAUCUUGCCAUUAUUGGUGGGGCAUCAAAAGUUUACGAGCGGGACCCGGCACGUUGUUGUGUCAUUGCCACUGCUGUGGAGCACCCUGCCGUGGAGGAGGUGCUAAGUAUUUUGCAACAUCCAAAUCUGCCUAAAAUGGAGGAAGGUGGUUUUGUCGCAUAUCGUUUUCCUGUGGAGGAGAAAACUGGGUGUGUUGAUCCUCAUACAUGGCGCCAACUACUACUUCAGCUUCCAGGGGGACCCAGAAGUGUGGCGUUGGUUUCCGUUAUGCAUGCAAACAACGAGGUUGGAUCAGUCAAUCCAAUCGGUGAGCUUGUGCAGAUGGUAAAAGAGUUGUGUGGGGAAGAAGCCCUCUUUCACUCAGAUGCCGCUCAGUCUAUUGGAAAGGUUCCAGUAGAUGUAAAUUUGUUGCAGGUGGAUUUGUUGUCCAUCUGUUCUCACAAGUUCUACGGUCCCAAGGGGGUGGGUGCGCUGUAUGUGAAGGAGGGAGUUCAAUUGCAGAGGAUUCUAUUUGGUGCUGGCCAUGAACGCGGCCUUCGGCCGGGCACAGAAAAUGUGAUGCAGGUCACAGGGAUGGCAGAGGCACUUCAUCUUGCAUGUAGUAAUUUGUCAGAAAAUGCAUCUAAACUGCGAGAGACGCGCGAUGAACUACUUCAUGUCAUUGAAGAGGAGUUAGCAAAGGUUGGAAUGGAAUAUGUGGUGAAUGGCGAUAUCAGGUGCGCCCUCCCAAACACACUUAAUAUUGCGCUGUACAAGGAUGAUUAUGCAGGGCGCCGGACGUACAUAUCGGCACAAAGGCUUAUUCAUUCGGUCGGCGACAAAGUCUGUAUGUCUGCUGGAUCCGCAUGUCAUUCCUCAGCCGAAGAAGUUGAGGUUUCUGCCCCGCUGAAGGGUGUUGGUGUAGAUCUUCCGCGGGCUGUUGGUACGCUUCGCCUUUCGACAGGACGAGGGACAAGCAUGGAGGAGGUGCGACGGGCAGCCCGCAUUAUUGUGCGGCAGGCUGCACAACAAUUUGCCGAUAUCUAA
Trypanosoma rangeli is the source of this 1314-nucleotide messenger RNA. RefSeq names its product putative cysteine desulfurase. The transcript has a single exon. Bases 1 to 1314 code for a protein of 437 amino acids. The record is from RefSeq and is a predicted model, not a curated record. Lineage: Eukaryota; Euglenozoa; Kinetoplastea; Trypanosomatida; Trypanosomatidae. Gene Ontology annotation, molecular function: cysteine desulfurase activity. Gene Ontology annotation, cellular component: mitochondrion; cytosol. Gene Ontology annotation, biological process: iron-sulfur cluster assembly.